AUGAGUCCUACAUCGUCUACCAAGAAGCGGGAGCGUGAAGACGAUUCUGUGGAUGCUGUAGCCGGCGGUAACUCGACAAACAACUUCAGGAAUGUGUCGGCAUGUCAUAGGUGCCGAAAUAGAAAGAACAGAUGCGAUCAACAACUUCCGCGCUGCUCGAAUUGCGAGAAAGCGAAUGUGAAAUGCGUGGGCUUCGAUCCGGUCAGCAAGCGAGCUAUACCGAGGAACUACGUGUACUAUUUAGAGAGCCGAGUAGAGAACUUGGAAGCUCUUCUACGAGCCAAUGGCAUACAGUGUCCGCCACCAUCAGACGACUUCCCAAUUGAUGGAUCAGUCAAGCCUGGUAUCAAUGUGCCAUAUCCUCCUCAGGAAGACACUGGAAAGCUGGCGAACGACUCCAAUGAAGACGAUGCCAAUGUCGAUCCGGCGUUGCAAGACCACAAUGACUUCCAGAAGCUGGACAAAGUGGUCAACAACGUCGGCUUGGUAUCCGUUCAAGGGCCGGCAGAUCAUCGCAGAAGCUCGCACACGAGCGGUAUCCCAUUCUCCAGGGUAGUCUAUGCCGCUGUGAAGAGCUCGGUCACGCCUACACCAUCCGAACGAGCGGCCACGAGAUCUACGAAACAGCUACCGAGCUCUACAGCUUCUGGAGGUGGCGGGUCGGACUCGUUCUUCGGGUUGAACACCAAGCCUACGGUCAAAGCAGCACCUUUCCCAGAGAAGCAUAUCGGCCUUCGACUGGUCGAGCUGUACUUCGAGCAUGCCAACCCGCAAAUACCUGUCCUUCAUCGAGGAGAGUUCAACGUCCUGGUAGAGCGGGUGUAUGCUGCUGAGCCCAAACGACGACGGCCUAGGGAGCUGUACCUGCUGAAUAUAGUGUUUGCCAUUGGAGCGGGGAUCAUUAUGGGCCAUACCGAUACUGAACCCACCAGCGCUCCUGCCGACAGUAGUAAAGACGACCAGAAUGCACUGCCGAAUCGCAAGCGGCAAAGAGUGGCCAGCCAGCAACAUCAGCCAGAAGAGUACCAUUCUGCAGCAAUUGUUCACCUGGAUAGUUUUCUUGGCUCUAGUCCCGCUGCCGAGGGUGCUUCGGCUGGUCUGGAGGAGCUUCAGGCUGUGCUAUUGCUGGCAGGACUGGCGCUGCUACGACCCGUUGCACCGGGCUUAUGGUACAUCAUCGGUGUCGCAGUACGACUUGCCAUAGACCUCGGCCUACACAUCGAAGACUUGGAGAGUGAGCUCGACACACAACCGGCAGCGUCGGAGGACGAGUCUUUCACACUGCUAGGUCGUCGGCAGUGGGUGCGUGAUUUCCGUCGCCGACUGUGGUGGUGUACAUACUCUUUCGACCGACUUGUCUCCACUUGUGUUGGUCGACCGUUCGGUGUUAGCGAUCAGGUCGUUACCACAGAGUUCCCAAGUCUAUUGGACGACAAAUUUAUCAAGCCCAAUGGAUUUCUACGGCCAUCGAACGAGCUUGAACUGCCUACGUACAAGCUAGUGGCUCACCACUACUUUAGGCUGCGGCUAUUGCAAUCUGAGAUCCUACAAGUCCUUCAGUAUCGGCAGAGUCAACAGACGCGAGCUCUAGGUGUGAACAGCGGUAACCAGUACAUGCACACAGCAUUGCCUUCUCCAUUCUUGAGUCGCUACCGCUCGUUCCGCGACUGGCGGAUAGACAUAGAUCGGAGGCUACUCGACUGGAAAGAGACGGCGCCAGAGCAGUCCAUAACAGGAGUGAAAUUCACACCACUCUUUCUCGAGCUCAACUACUGGCAGGCCGUUAUUAUGCUCUAUCGGCAGUCACUUACGGUCCCCGAGCCACUCGCUGGUGAGCUAAGCCCGUCAACUGGCGGCGAAGUCCAAAGUCCUGGUGCUGCAAGUCUUGAGUCAGACGAGGAUGAAGAGGUGGUAUUCAUGAAGGUCGCACAAGCUGGUCAGACGGUCCUGAAGAUCUAUCGACAGCUGCAUAGGCUUAAGUUGGUCAAUUAUACCUUCCUGGCGACACAUCAUUUGUUCAUGAGUGGCAUAUCUUUCCUCUACGCUAUAUGGCAUUCAAUCACCGUGCGCUCACAACUCACGCUGGACGAUGUCGACUUCACUAUACUGAUAGCAACAUCUGUAUUGACCGACCUGAUCGACAAAUGUCCACCAGCGGAAGCUUGCAGAGACGCCUUCACGAGAAUGAGCAAAGCCACAAUCAGCAUGGUCAUGAGUACGACAGGCUUCGGCAAUGCCUCGACUCUAGGAUCACAGCCGCUGAAUAGUCCAGGCGGUUAUAUCAGAAUUUCGGACCUAGCACCACAAGUCAUGAGUACGAACACUACACGACACCAACCACAUCGAGCCAAACCGCCAAUGCCGCAAUUCGAUAUGGAUCUCAAGUCACUGUUCUCCGACGAUGAAUUAGCCAAUCGUGCACCAGUAUAUCGACCGAACAUGCCAGCUUUUGAUGGAUCAGCCUUCAACUUGGCUUCCGACCAGCACAUGUCGCCUUUGCUUCCCACAGCAUCAAUGGCGCCUCCCGAGCUACGAACAGAGACAUCAUCUCAUACUGCAGCAACACCCGACAGCAGCACGGGUGCCUCGCAGUAUAGUAUGCAACCAUCACGACAAUCUCUGACCUUACCCUUUCAAAUCACGAACCAACAACCCUACCACGGCCUGGCAGAGACAAUCACGCAAUCGCAACCAGAGUAUUCCUUCGAUGACCUUAGUUUCCUUGACUCCUUCCCUGUGACUGAUCCGAGCGGAAUAUGGCAUCCACCGACCGACUUCGAUCUAGGGUUUGGCACGGGUGGGACAGGGCAGGAGAGUAAUGGGAUGUGGGAUGCGAAUGGUCCACCGGAUCUAUUCGAUGGAUUCUUCUUUGGGUAG
This is a messenger RNA of Recurvomyces mirabilis, 2877 nucleotides long. RefSeq lists its product as uncharacterized. Bases 1 to 2877 code for a protein of 958 amino acids. The transcript has 2 exons. The record is from RefSeq and is a predicted model, not a curated record. Lineage: Eukaryota; Fungi; Ascomycota; Dothideomycetes; Mycosphaerellales; Teratosphaeriaceae. Gene Ontology annotation, molecular function: zinc ion binding; sequence-specific DNA binding; DNA-binding transcription factor activity, RNA polymerase II-specific. Gene Ontology annotation, biological process: positive regulation of transcription by RNA polymerase II; DNA-templated transcription.